Molecule: messenger RNA, 6333 nt
Organism: Gambusia affinis (western mosquitofish)
Lineage: Eukaryota; Metazoa; Chordata; Actinopteri; Cyprinodontiformes; Poeciliidae
Product: OX-2 membrane glycoprotein-like
Exons: 7
Coding region: 4711-5649 (312 amino acids)
Molecular function (GO): cell-cell adhesion mediator activity
Source: RefSeq, a predicted model, not a curated record
GCGUGGAUUGUACUUACUGUAUGGACGUGGUUUUGAGCUUGAUGUCUUAAUCAUAAUCAUUUUUUGAUGAUGAUUUAGGAUUUUCAGCUCCAGUUCCCCACGGAAAGAAACAAAGUGAAAACCGCAUUGCUCUAAAAAUGGUCCAACAUCAUAAAACACUGAAGCCUUUUCACGCAGAAUCAACUUAUUAAGAGAUCAAGAAGUGGCAGUCUGGUGUUCCCCGGACUCUAACUUCGACAUUCCUGUUUACUCGCAGAGGAAGUACGAGGUCAAGAGCAUCUGACCUGAAACCCCCUCCUCUUUACAUGUCAGCUGUGUGGCUUCCUUUUUUUUUCUCUCCCCUCCAUCUAUACAUGGUGUUUGUGCAGCCGAUGGUGUUCACUUUUCCUGUCCAACAUAUUAUUAUAUUAUUAUUUUACCUUAUCUAUUGAGAUGACUGUUGUUCAGUAACUUGUGCAGUCCACAAAAAACCCAAAAAAACCAAAAACCAUUAGCUAUCGUGAUUAAGGCUGCAAGUUCAGCAGAAUACUUGCUAAUGAAGGUUCAGUGACUUGCAAAAAUUUUUAUUUUCACUACACAGAGUCGGUUGUUAUUGAAGGAAAGGUGGAUGCUCUGUUUGGAUAAGAGCUUAAAUUUCUGCUAAAGAGCAUCUUUUUUUUAAUUAUUAUUGCAAAACCAAAACACUGAGACAAAAGGCUGCUGCUCCAAACAUAGAGUUGCACACUUUGUUAUUGACUUGCACAAAUGAUGGUUAUUUUUCCUAGUCAGUCACGAUGCCAUGGUUUUAUGGGUGUGAACUGUGGUUGUCGUGUUUAUAUAGGUAUUCCCCGGCUCAAAGUUCAAACCUCUGACUGGAAAACAGGAUUUGACAACAACGAGAAAGCAAAGCUGCAAAAUACAGAGAUGUUAUGAAUGUUGAUCGCUUUAGAAGCUGUUGUAUUGUGUAUUUAUUUUUUUAUGUGUGUGUGUUUCUUUAAUGUUUGUUUCUUUUUCACCUGUAUCUCAGAGUACAGGUUAGAAUCUGAAAGCAGAAUGCCUGGAUCUUCUGAGGGAUCUUUAGGGAAACCACCACAGGUAAUUUUGUUUCUGAAACUUUCUGAGUGAAAACUAGUUACCUGAAAUGAUGAUGAUCUGUGAAAAGAUCCAAGGCCUCCAGGCCAACCCUCAGAUAUUGCUGUCUGAAGAAAAGCACCGCUCCCGGUCAAAAACAACCAAUCAGAGCCAGGAGGAGGGUCUUAGCGCUGUCCAUCAACUCACCGCUCCAGGGAAACAGUUUGUCCGCCGUCAUCAGACGCUAACUAGCUUUAGCCUUCAUAGUAGGCUAAUUUGAGGUGAGCAAACUGUAGUAGCAUGACAGUGAUUGUCCUGGCUCUGAUUGGUUGUUUCUGAUUUGUGUAUUUUUGUAGUUAGCAAAGGAGCUUUCUUUUUUUUCACUGAUUAUCUGUCUUAUAUUGUCUUGGCAAUGAUAAUUUUAAGAAUUAUGCAAAAAAAAGCAUCUUUCGACAAAAUCUCUUCAAGAUCGACUGUAAUUUACUGUGAGCUGUGAAAACUACAAACAUAAAGUCCCUCCGUCGAUGAUAAAGUUAUCUCAUGACCACACCCAACUCCAGAGGUCCAAGGCAAAUGAUCCUGUAAUCUAGAGCAUUUCAAGUUAACAUCAACAAUUAGAAAUAUACAAAUCGCAAAUCUGCAGAAUAUAUAUAAAAAAAAAAAAAAAUGCUUUAAACUGACUGCUGGCCAAACUUAACAAUAACAGCGGUGCAUCCAUUAGAUUAAACACAGUUGUGAAUCACAACAGUUUGUUGUUUGCUGGAACCUGUUAUAAAAUUAUUUUAUGCAUUGGCUUAUUGCUGGUGUUUCUUUGUAUCGGCUUGAAAAGAAUUUCAGCUCUUUUUUUGCAAAGAAACCCCCUCAGGGAAAGGAACUACUUUCUGACUGACUGGCAGACUGUGACUAUCUUUGACAGGCAGGCGGAGAAGUUAGAAAAUGAGAGAAGUGACACCUGCGAUUUAAAAAAAAAAAAAAGCAAAAUGACUGUGCGCUUCAGUCUGACAGGAGUUUUAAUUUAGAUUCAUAAAACUCUAAGCUGCUAACGUUUCUAACCUGAUUCUGUUUGAAAACCAGAUUUAACCUCAGUGUAAAAGGUUCUUCCCUGCCUCAUUUUAUUCCAAGUUAUAUGGCAUAAUUACUCUCGUUCAUCCAUUUGGAUACAGUUGCUAUCCAUCUGUAAAACUUUCAUAACAGAAUCACAUAACAACACGAGACAUUUAAUGCUUGCUUAAGGGCAGGUGAUUCAGUCUGAAACUGAAAUAUGAAAGAAAACACACUAAAGCAAAAAAAAAAUAAAAAAUUUAAGAAUGAUAAAAUGAUUAGUGUAUCUUUUAAAACCUUACGGCAGCACGAGCUGUCAGGUUCUUUCCUGUGCCGUGACUCUGAGGAAUUAAACUUCCCCAUAAAUGUUGCUAUGGAAACAAUAUUGAGCAACACACCCCUAAUGAAUAAUGCCAGAGAUUUGUCAUACAAAAACAUCUGAAACCUUUGAACACAUUUUAAUGCCGUGCAAUUCCACUGAGAAACACUUUUAUCUGAAUGUUUGAAGGUUUUGGGGUUGAGUUAGUAGAUUACAGAGGAGUUUAUGGUGGUCCUUUAGCUAAGUUUCAGUUUUCUAUUUCUCAAACUUGGGAGAUAAUUUGCUACAAUUAACCAUUUUCUUGUCCCACUCCAGGGUGUAAGUUAUUGUUACGCCUCUCAGAUCCCUGUCAGCCUGAAACCACAUUUUUGAGUUGAGCGUCAGACAGUAGCUUGUCCUUCCUCAAACUUCACAUUACCCUUCCUGGCAAUGCGUCUCUCACCUGUUGGGUAUUCCAUGUUUUCUCCAGUUACUUUGAAAUACAAUCCUAUUGUAUUUGUAGCACCCUUCCCCUGACUGACGCCUUUGUACAGUAGAAUUCUUUGUAAACUAUAAAAUAUGUAAGAAAUGAUCUAACAUGAUUGGACAAGUUGACUUUAUUUGGUAAUCAUACGGUUUUACAUGGGUUUAUUGUAAUAAUUAUGAUUCAAACAAACCAGCCCUGGCUUAUUGUGCUACUAAAUGUCUCUUCCUGUUCUCCUUUCUGUGGAUAGAAGAGAGGAAAUGACAGCGUCGUUCAUAGAUUCCCUGCAGGAGUUGGUUUUAUGUUCCUCUAGAAGGCGGCGAAACGGUGCGAAGCGGACGCUAAACAUGUCACGGCACCAGAGUGGUGAUGAAACUUACCGAACAUGAGCUCAGCAAACUUCUGUCACACAUUCUGUUGGUGUUGUGGUUGAAGUGAGACGUGGUUCACCACAAACGACAUGUCAGAUGGGAAUUAAAUGAGAAAACAAUAUAAAGUCAAUAUAACCGUGCAACGUCUUGGCCGUUCUUCAAAAUGGGAAAGGCGAGAAAACAUUCGAUCAAAGCAAUGCGGUGACAUGUUGGGAUUCUCACAGCACUGUUUCUGUUGGAGGCACCAGUGACUGCGAGGGGCAACGAAACAUUGCUGCAUAUGUCAAGUGUCUUGAACUUGUUCAUGAUAAUUGACACAAAAUGAGACUGUGAUUGUGAUCAUUUGCACGCAACAGAAAAUAAACCUUGCGUAAGCCAACAACUUUAGGGAACUUCUACUAUUGGUAUCAGCGUUCUUUCCCCUCUUGACUCAAGUCAAGGUCAAGUAAAUAUUGUUUGCAGAAGUGCUGACACUGUUUACUGGAUGCUGAGUGUAAAAAAAAAAAAGUUGCAAAACACACAUUGUUUCGACUAGUUUUAAUCUUAUUAGCAGAAAUAUGCAAAUAAACCUCCUAGAGAAGAUCUGGAAAGACCAAAGAUUAAGUUUGAUUUAAAAAAACAAAACAAAAAAAAAAAAAAGUUAGAACUUCAAGUUCUGUUUCAGUUCUUCAGAUCUGAUUCUUAAAGUUUUAACUUUCCCCCGAAAUUAUUUGCGGUUUUUGUUUAUUAAACUGAAUUGCAAAAAAAAUGAAUUGAUGUAGAGGGAAGCACCUCCCCUCCACCCCCCCACAUGAGUCAGGAGAAAUUUCAUGCCCUGCCUUAUAAAAGGCAGCUCAGCCCAAACAGAAAGUAUUUUCUGAUCGUGCUGCAGCAGCUCACAGGAUGCUACUGAUCCUCUCUGUCCUCUGUUUGGCUUUUAAAGGUAAGACUGUUUGUUUAGUUAUUAUAUAGUAUAAUAAUAUUGUUUUGCGUUGUACAGUAAAACAAAAUUUCUUUCUGAAGGGGCUUGUAAGAAUUUGGUUAAUAUAAAAAUGUUAUCCUAAUAUUAAAAUGAUUGUUUUAUUAUGUCUAUUAACAUGAAAUUUAUCUUUAGUUAAAUUUGUGAUUAGCUGCACCAAAAAAAAAAGAUUCAGUUCAUGUAAAGAUUUGAUUACAUUUUGUAAUAAACUUUAUAAUAUAUACAAUUAUAUAUUGUAAAAUAAUUAAAUAUAUUAUUUUACAAUACAUUUUCAAUUUUAGUACUGUUUAUAAUAAAAAAUACAUUUAUAUUUAUGCAUUUGCAUCAUUUAUAGAUUUGUGUAUUUUUAUGAUUUAUUUUAAUUCUAUUUAUUAUUAUUAUUAUAAUUAUGAUGUCAGGGUUUGGUCUAUAUUCUUAAAUUAUUAGCAUGAAAUAUAUUUGAUGUUUCAUUUGUGGUUUACUUAUGAUGCAUUAUCCAGUUAUAUAUUUCUUUAUAUUUAUGUAAUUUAUGGAUUCAUGUAUUUCUUUUUCAUUUAUUUUGAUUAGGACUUAUGCAAUGAUAAUGUCAUUAUUAUUCCGUCACACUGCGUUCAACCGUUUUCUUGUCUGUGAGGUCUCUUGCUACGCUCUGUUUGUUGACUCUGUGUUUCUGUUUCCAGCCCGAGCCUCUCUCAUCAGCCUCCAUGGGACGACCGCAGUCGAGUACGGCGGGGAGGCAAACUUCAACUGUAAGCUACCAAACCCAAAAGGCGUCCUGCAGGUCACCUGGCAGCGGGGUCUUAGACCCCAGUCAUUGGAAAACAUGGCAACAUACAACAAACCUGUUGGGGAGCAAAUAAAUGAGCCUUUUAAAGGGAAGGUGAUCUUGAGCAACUCAUCUUUAAGCUCCUCGUCCAUCACGUUGAAGAACGUGACGUGGGCUGAUGAAAAUUGUUACGUCUGCUCCUUUAACGUGUAUCCUGAUGGGUCCCAAAGGAAGCAGAUCUGCCUCAAGGUGGAAGGAAUAUCAGAGACGCACAAAAGGAACUCCUCCGCAAGCAGUUCUGCCCCUAACAACAGAAAGGAAGAACUCAGUUGCUCAGCCACAGGGAAACCAGCUCCUAAGAUUUCCUGGGACACCUCCGAUCUCCCUCGCACCGACUCCCCGCAACUGACUAAAGUCAGCAACAGUGAUGGGACAUUCACCAUCAGCAGCAACAUCACAGUGGAGAUGCCUACAAACUGGAGAGGACUUGUGUUCUGUGUAAUAAACCAAGGACUGCGGGGAGAGCGGCAGGAGGAAUUCCAUUUUUCUUCACUCGAAAAAGAGGAGGAGGAAGGGAAUGUGUCACAGAAAGCUCUGAUCAUCGCAGUCCUAGCAGUCAUCAUCUGCGUCACUGUCGUAGCAGUUGUAUUCAUCCACAAGAGCAGAUUAAAGAGAACAUGCAACGAUUUCACUGCCGUUUGAUCCGCCUUUUCAGCAGCACAGCAUUCAAGCAUUACAACAAGCUCGGAGUCUUACGCACUGAUGAUGUUCAUAAGCUAAAGCCGGACGCCUCUCUCAGAUCAAAUGAACCGCUGAAUUUGAACGGCACCACCUCACAUUUCUCUCCAACUGCAGCACUUCUUGCACUUUAACUCCGAGCUUGUCUACUGAUUUUGUUGAAUGUAGAAGCCAAUGUAUAACCACAGCCGCGUGCUGUAAAGGAAGUGUCGUGCAAUAGAAAGUUUUCUAACUGCGGCAAAAUGUCUUUUUAACUGAGCUUCUGGCGCCAUCUAGUGUCCUUUUGUGUGAUUGUCUAAUUCCUUCAUUUGCCAUGAUGAGAAAUUAAAUGCGAUUUUAUUCGUGCAAAUAUAUUGGACCUCACUUAAACAUAUAUAUUUAGAGAUCUUUUUGUUUUGUUGUUAUAAAAGUUAACAUGUAUUGAUGUGGUCAGUGGCAGACAUUUUGUUAAAUGUUAUUUAUUGCUUGCACAAAUGCAAAAUUAAUACACGUUUUUGUUUAAUGCAAGGAAUGUGAAAUUUGACUUAAAUUAGUUUUUUUGCUAUUUAUGUUCAAACCUAUUUAUUGAUUUUGUUGAGUAAAUGUAUCUUCAGGUUUUAGAAGCAAUUGAAUUUGUGAUUAAAAGUGUUUAGUUCUUAUCAAGCAAAA